CCGACGCGCCGGCGGCGGCUGGGGUUCCAGCUCUGCUCCUGCUGCAGUUGCCUCACCGCCCGCUCCGCUUGGCUCCGAUUUCGGCCCCAGCCACUUCGGGGCUGCUCGCCCAGGCCUGGGUCCCAGCCCCGCAGACCAUGCCCUGGGCAUCCUCCGGGGAACCCAGCUGGGCAGAGAGCCUGAAAAGACGAAGCUCCCGGGCCGGGGCCCCACCCUGCCGCCCUGCUCUCAGCCCUUGCUCUACCCCGCGUCCCGGCGCUGCGUGAGCCUGCGGGGUCAUGGAGCGCUCGCCACCCGACGGGCUGCUGAACGCGUCGGGGGCGCUGGCGGGCGAAGCGGCAGCGGCGGGCGGGGCGCGCGGCUUCUCCGCCGCUUGGACCGCGGUGCUCGCCGCGCUCAUGGCGCUGCUUAUCGUGGCCACGGUGCUGGGCAACGCUCUGGUCAUGCUUGCCUUCGUGGCCGACUCAAGCCUCCGCACCCAGAACAACUUCUUUCUGCUCAACCUCGCCAUCUCCGACUUCCUCGUGGGUGCCUUCUGCAUCCCACUGUAUGUGCCCUACGUGCUGACUGGCCGCUGGAGCUUCGGCCGGGGCCUCUGCAAGCUGUGGUUGGUGGUAGAUUACCUGCUGUGCACCUCCUCAGUCUUCAACAUUGUGCUCAUCAGCUAUGACCGCUUCCUGUCAGUCACCAGAGCUGUCUCAUAUCGGGCCCAGCAGGGCGACACCCGGCGGGCAGUGCGGAAGAUGGCCCUGGUGUGGGUGCUGGCCUUCCUGCUGUACGGGCCGGCCAUCUUGAGCUGGGAGUACCUGUCUGGUGGCAGCUCCAUCCCCGAGGGCCACUGCUAUGCCGAGUUCUUCUACAACUGGUACUUCCUCAUCACAGCCUCCACGCUCGAGUUCUUCACGCCCUUCCUUAGCGUCACCUUCUUCAACCUCAGCAUCUACCUGAACAUCCAGAGGCGCACCCGCCUCCGCCUGGACGGCGCCCGUGAGGCUGGCCCCGAGCCCCCACCAGAGGCCCAGUCCUCGCCACCCCCACCUGCACCCAGCUGCUGGGGCUGCUGGCCCAGGGGGCAUGGGGAGGCUGUGCCCCUGAACAGGUAUGGUGUGGGCGAGGCCGGCCCUGGCGGCGAGGCUGGGGAGGCUGCCCUUGGCGGAGGCAGUGGGGGCGCUGCGGCCUCCCCCACCUCCAGCUCGGGCAGCUCCUCAAGGGGCAACGAGAGACCACGCUCGCUCAAGAGGGGCUCCAAGCCGUCUGCGUCCUCAGCAUCGCUGGAGAAGCGCAUGAAGAUGGUAUCCCAGAGCAUCACUCAGCGCUUCCGGCUCUCGCGGGACAAGAAGGUGGCCAAAUCCCUGGCCAUCAUCGUGAGCAUCUUCGGGCUCUGCUGGGCCCCAUACACACUUCUGAUGAUCAUCCGAGCCGCCUGCCACGGCCACUGCAUCCCCGACUACUGGUAUGAGACUUCCUUCUGGCUCCUGUGGGCCAACUCGGCCGUGAACCCCGUGCUCUACCCGCUGUGCCACUACAGCUUCCGCCGGGCCUUCACCAAGCUGCUCUGCCCCCAGAAGCUCAAGGUGCAGCCGCACGGCUCCCUGGAGCAGUGCUGGAAGUGAGCCAGCCCACCGGGCCCCUCGCUGCUCCCCUUGUAGGCUGUUUCCUGGGCAGCUGGGCCCACUGACCCUGCCUGGCUCACCCCCAGAUGUGAGCCAUGCCUUGUCCGUGGCCUGUCCGAAACGCCAUGGCAACCUCCUCUAGACUGUCUGCCCUGGGGUGCCCUGGUGGGCUGGCCGGGGCCCCUCAAGGGCUAAACUGCCACCACCUCUUGCUUCACUCCAGGAGGGCUCCAGAUGUGCUGUUCAAUCCCACGGACAGCGUGGGGGCCCAGUGGCCCGUGGUGUCCACCCUUUGCACACUUGGUGGUUACUGGGUGUGUGCUCCAGCCCCUGCCCUCAGUGUGCCCCUGCACGUGCACAUGCCUGCACACGCCUGCACUACCCCCAGGCGAGCUGGGCCUGCCUUUGCCGCGUCUGUCUUGCUCAAGCCCAGAGCCUGGCUCCUUCAGCCCUUCCCUCCAGCUCUCUGCCCCGCCACGUGUCAGGUGCCCCAGGAACCUCGAAGCCGUUCUCCACUUUCCCAUUCUGGGUGUUUUCAGGAAGAUGAAGAAAACACGUCUGUGAACUUGAUGUUCCUUGGAUGUUUAAUCAAGAAAGACAAAAUUGCCGAGGAGCUCAGGGCUGGAUUGGCAGGUGUGGGCUCCCACGCCCUCCUCCCUCUGCUGCGGCUUCCGGCUGAGCUGUGCCAGCUGCUUCUGCCUGCCCCGCCCCUGGGCUCAGGAGCUGCUCGGACUGGUGGCUCUGAGAGUGGCCAGAGCCAUGAGGCCUGCUGGGCGGGCCGGAGCCUGCCCCACCCGUCCCAUCUCCUCAACCAGGUUCUUGGGGUUGUGGGUACAGGGUCCAAAGGCUGGCAGGAGUAGUCGGCAGAAGACCAGCCGCCUUGCCACAUCCCAUGCUCCUGCUUCAGGUGCUCCGCACGUCCCGCUCGCUCUCCUGUGCCCACUGCACUGCCCCUGCCAGCGUG
Messenger RNA from Sciurus carolinensis (gray squirrel), 2577 nucleotides. It is a transcript of the gene Hrh3, whose product is annotated as histamine receptor H3. The coding region runs from base 279 to 1613 and encodes 444 amino acids. The transcript is spliced from 3 exons. Gene Ontology annotation, molecular function: histamine receptor activity. Gene Ontology annotation, biological process: adenylate cyclase-activating adrenergic receptor signaling pathway. NCBI's taxonomy places the organism in Eukaryota, Metazoa, Chordata, Mammalia, Rodentia, Sciuridae. The record is from RefSeq and is a predicted model, not a curated record. Gene Ontology annotation, cellular component: membrane.